AUGACAACUACUACAUCAGAUGACAGCCUGUCAAAACAUAGUGUUGUUGACUCAAUGGACGCCCAUGAUACAAUACAGCCAUACGAAAUCCAUGCGAUUCAGUCACGAGUUUCACAAAUUUCCCAAAAUUCAGAACAAACAUCACGUUUGACAAGGUAUCGAACAGGACAUUCUGAACUAUCGCGUAUAAUAAGUGGUAUACGAGAUGAUCAACACUUGGAUGAACAAGACGAUAAGAGGUAUAGGGAACGUGGUGAUGCCGAAUACAUUAUUGCACAGGAAUUGGAUCGAGGGAUUAGUCGAAAUGUGAGUCGUCCUCAGAGUCCUGAUUCAGAGAGAGAACAAUUUGAACCAGGGAGUAUACUAGAGGAAGGCAAGUUGGAAGCUGGUGAUGGAGUGGUUGAUGAUUACCCUACCGAUGGGACUUUUGCAUGGAUAAUGUCCAUUUGCGCAAUGUUGGCCUCGUUCUCCACAUGGGGAGCCAAUGCCGGGUACGGGGUGUUUUUAAACUACUACCUAAACUCAAACACAUUUCCUGAAGCUACCGAGUACGACUUUGCCUUGAUUGGUGGUAUUGUUGUGUUUGCUGCCAAUUUUUUGUCGCCGUAUAGCGCCAUCUUGAACAAGGUGCUCGGUUUAAAAUGGGUAUUUGCAUUGGGACUCGUGUUUCAAACGCUUGGGUGGAUAGCCGCUUCAUUUGCCACCAAAGUAUGGCAUCUAUACUUGUCACAGGGUGUUUCUGUAGGUAUUUCAUUUUCACUUAUAUUUAUUCCAUCAACAUUGGCACUCCCCACUUGGUUUGUUGAAAAAAAAGCGACAUCAAUGGGGAUUUGUGUUGCUGGUGCUGGAUUAGGUGGGUUGAUCUUUUCACUCAGUGUAAACAAGGUUAUUCAAGAUACUGGUGAUCAAAGGUGGGCAUUACGAAUGGUUGGAUUUGUCACUUUAUUCGCGGUUGUUGUUGUAAUUGUAUUGAUGAGACCUAGACGGUCAUUGCAACCACAACCACCGAUGAAACAAAGAUUGACCCGUACUUAUAUCAAGGAGAGCUUUAAAGUUAUAUUUGAUUUCCGAGUGGUUAGAAAUUAUGGAUUGCAAAUUGUUUCGUUAUGGUUUGCCAUUGCAUUACUUGGAUAUACAUUGAUGUUGUUUUCAAUAUCGUCGUACUCCUCUUCAAUUGGAUUAACUCAUCAGCAAGGUUCUUCCUUAACGGCAAUUAUGAAUGCGGCUCAAGUUGUUGGUAGACCAGCCAUGGGUUUAAUUGCUGAUCGAAUUGGUCGAUCAAAUUUCACUGCCAUGAUAUGUCUACUCAUUUCAAUACUCUUGUAUGCAUUUUGGAUUAAUGCAAAGACAUACGGAGCAAUGAUUGCAUUUUCGGUCAUUAUUGGGUUGAUUGUAGGUAUUGGAUCUUCUUUGGCACAACCGCUAGCUGCUGAUGUGUUGGAGGGUCAUUUGGAACAAUUACCAGCUGGCUGGUCAGCCAUAAACAUCUUUGUCUCAUUCUUUUGUCUUGUUGCUGAAGUCAUUGCUUUGGCUUUGGUGGUUGAUGGGGCUUCCAAUCCUUAUUUGCAUACACAAAUCUUUGCUGGUACAUGUUUCUUUGCUUGCUUUUUGGUGAUGUUAGUGUUGCGAGAACAUUUGGUUAGCAAGAUUUUGAAAUCACGAUAUGAGAUGGCAAAGACCAAAUUGGAGCAAAUCAAUGAUAAUGUUACCAAAAAUGGGUAUUUAAAGGAGGUAAAUGUGGAGGAAGGUGAGGAAGAAAUUCUACUUGAAAGAGUAGAAAGGUAUGAACAUUUGUUGAGGAGGUCGGUUUUUGCAUUCCUCGGUAGAAUUGUAUAUCCCAUAAAAGUAUAG
Molecule: messenger RNA, 1851 nt
Organism: Lodderomyces parapsilosis
Lineage: Eukaryota; Fungi; Ascomycota; Pichiomycetes; Serinales; Debaryomycetaceae
Exons: 1
Coding region: 1-1851 (616 amino acids)
Biological process (GO): transmembrane transport
Molecular function (GO): transmembrane transporter activity
Source: RefSeq, a predicted model, not a curated record